Messenger RNA from Solea solea (common sole), 4379 nucleotides. RefSeq names its product solute carrier family 2 member 1b (gene slc2a1b). Gene Ontology annotation, biological process: response to insulin; monosaccharide transmembrane transport. Gene Ontology annotation, cellular component: basolateral plasma membrane; apical plasma membrane. The transcript has 10 exons. Gene Ontology annotation, molecular function: hexose transmembrane transporter activity. Lineage: Eukaryota; Metazoa; Chordata; Actinopteri; Pleuronectiformes; Soleidae. The record is from RefSeq and is a predicted model, not a curated record. The coding region runs from base 444 to 1919 and encodes 491 amino acids.
AGAAUAUAAUGUGAACCGUAAACCAGUUCCAGCACUGUUCCAUAACGUCGCCGAGCAGGCGGUAGCUUCUUAUCUGCCGCAGAUACACAUCCCGGAAGCGGUUACUCACCAUUAGUAGCAGCCAGAGCUCCGACACAGAGACCCUCACAGAGACGAACACCUCCUGCUGAAGCUGCCGGGCUUCCCGACACACAGACCAUCCCAGAAAAACGAACACAGAAGACGUCGAUCCUAAAAAAAAAACUUUGUUGAGGUUUGAUAACAACUUUGAAGAUGACCUACGUCUGAGCGAACGCACCAGGAGGACCACCAGCACCGCCGCUGCCCUCUCCGCCGUCUUCCCCGCCAGCCUCCGCUGAGGGAGAAUCUACUCCACGUAUCGCUUUGACAGGACAACCGAAGACAGAGUAGAAACAAGAGACUUUCUCCACUGCGCUGCCGCCAUGGAGUCAGAAAAGAAAAUAACGUUCCCGUUGUUGAUGUGUGUUGGAACUGCUGUGAUCGGCUCUCUACAGUUUGGCUACAACACUGGCGUCAUCAAUGCCCCCCAGAAGAUCAUUGAGAAAUUCAUCAAUGAGACAUGGUUCCAGCGCUACCAGGAACCCAUCACAGAAAACUCCCUAACUGCCAUCUGGUCCGUCGCUGUGGCUAUUUUUUCUGUUGGUGGCAUCAUAGGCUCCUUCUCUGUCGGACUGUUUGUCAACCGUUUUGGAAGGAAGAACUCCAUGCUCAUGGCUAACGUCCUGUCUUUCAUCGCUUCUGCACUGAUGGGCUUUUCAAAGAUGGCGGGCUCGUGGGAAAUGCUGAUCAUUGGUCGUUUUGUGGUUGGCCUCUACUGUGGCCUCACCACAGGCUUCGUACCCAUGUAUGUGGGAGAGAUUUCCCCAACAACUCUACGAGGAGCCCUGGGCACCCUGCACCAGUUAGGCAUUGUGCUUGGCAUCCUGAUUGCACAGGUGUUUGGAUUGGAGGCAAUCUUGGGCAGCGACGACUUGUGGCCACUCCUCCUGGGAUUCAUUUUCAUCCCGGCCGUGUUUCAGUGCGUCCUGCUGCCUCUCUGCCCCGAGAGUCCCCGUUUCCUGCUCAUCAACAGGAAUGAAGAGAACAAGGCCAAGUCAGUGCUUAAGAAGCUGCGAGGAACCACAGACGUGAGUGCUGACAUGCAGGAGAUGAAGGAGGAGAGUCGGCAGAUGAUGAGGGAGAAGAAGGUGACCAUCAAGGAGCUUAUACUGUCGCCCAUCUACCGCCAGCCGCUCAUCAUCGCCGUAGUCUUGCAGCUCUCCCAGCAGCUGUCUGGCAUCAAUGCUGUGUUCUACUACUCCACAAAAAUCUUUGAGACAGCUGGGGUUGCGCAGCCUGUCUAUGCCACCAUUGGUGCAGGCGUGGUUAACACAGCUUUCACUGUUGUGUCGCUCUUUAUCGUUGAGCGAACAGGACGUAGGUCUCUGCACAUGGUGGGGCUGCUGGGAAUGGCUGGGUCUGCUGUCCUGAUGACAAUAGCCUUGGCUCUGCUGGACCAGAUCAAAUGGAUGUCCUAUCUGAGCAUCGUGGCCAUUUUUGCCUUCGUGGCCUUCUUUGAGAUUGGACCUGGUCCCAUCCCGUGGUUCAUCGUGGCUGAGCUGUUCUCGCAGGGACCUCGGCCUUCAGCCAUUGCUGUCGCUGGUUUGUCCAACUGGACGGCCAACUUCAUAGUGGGAAUGGGCUUUCAGUAUGUACAGGCAGCAUGUGGGCCCUACGUGUUCGUCAUCUUCACCGUGCUGCUUCUCUUCUUCUUCGUCUUCACCUAUUUCAAAGUGCCGGAGACAAAGGGCCGGACGUUUGACGAGAUCUCGUCCGGCUUCCGACAGGCGGGUGGCGCCGGCAGAGAAAAGCACUCGCCAGACGAGCUCAACAGCCUGGGAGCUGAUUCUCAGCUCUGAGCGACCGUUUCAAACUUUCUAACAAACUCUCUGUCAGACCGAGGAGGGAGCGCAGAAAGGGUCUUCUGACUAGAAGUAGACAUAUACAUUGGUAGAGUUUUUUUUCCCCACACUGUCACCACAUUUUGGGCACCAGUCCCGUGAUUCUCCAACAUGAUAUUUUCUGCCGCCCCUUUUCAUGUCACACACAGAAACUCAGCGGCUCUGUCGUCUGGCAGAUGUAGAUGGAAAGUUGAGGAUAGAUGUGGAAGAUUUUGAAAAGUUUCUUGUGAAAUAAGGAAAAUAAGUGUCUGCAUCAAUCAACCAACCUUUAUUUUAUUUUAUUAUUUUUAAAGAAAACUGCUUUAUUUCACAAAAUAUAUUUUAUAUCUGCUUAUGCUCUGUUCUGUGUAGACUGUUACAGUACUGUCACAAAAAAUACUUUGUGGGUCUUCAUCCUGCAACGUUGUAUCACUGUACACUUAAGCACUGUAGAUGCCUAACAGCUUGACUUUGUCUCUGUCCACCAGAGGGAGCACUCCCUUGGAGAAAAGUGCCUCAGUGCUCCCCUGAUGAAGGACAAGUUGUUUGCACCUUUUUUAAAGUUACUGAAUACUCGGUCACACACUGAGGAUUUUAAUGAACAUAAUGAAAUAUUUUACUGUUGUGCUUCGUAUUUUACUCACAUUUGUCACACAUGUACUCCGCUUGUCAUUGGUAAGAAUGACUUGAUACUGAAUUUGGAAGAAGAAUCUGUUAAUGGUGAUGAUAAGACUUUAUAGCGUGUUUUUCUAUUUCGCAGAACAGCUGAUGAGUUUCAUAUUGGGUAUAUUGGGUUUUGUAGAAGAGGAACAGUAUCUGCACAGAUCAGAACCAGAGAGCUGAACAAUGAGUAAAUCAUCCAUCUGAAAUUACUGAUAAAUACACACUGUUUGACAAAUCUGACCCACAAAACCAGAACAUUUGUGAGUUUUAAGUGCCUGUCUGAAACAAUCAUGCCUCUAUUGCCUUCAGCCUUCCAGUGUAUUACAGUUUCAGGUCAGACCGGCCUGAUCCAGACUGAAAGCCUCUAUCAGUGGGGGAUCUUCACUUCUUUUUUGUGUUUUGUUGAAUCGAGAUUAUAUCUGGAGCCUCCAGAGUCUGUUGAUUUGGCCAGAGUGAUUUCACUUGAGCAGUAGUCACGUAACUGUUCCUCCAUGACAACCACAAAAUACGCUCAGAAAGCAUGACACAUAGUUAAAAAUAAAUAACAGGGACCAAUAUGAAUGUCAUUAUUAACCCUAACCCACCCCCGUGUUCCUUGCACUCUAUGACGUCCAAAAGGAGGUUGAGGUUUGAUGCUGUGGUGCGAGGCCCACGUUGUGCCUUGUACUCUGAAUUCUGCAGUAUUUAUAUAGCUUUCUCUUUUCCAGUUGUGUACUCACUGCAGACAUAAGUUGGUGACAUAAAAAAAAAGAACCAUGUAGUCAGACUCACUUGGCCUCGCUGUACAAGUCUGUGAUUGCUGUAGCACUUGUGUUUUCUCUGUAAGUGCAUCGUUUGGGGAAGUCAUCGUUUUGGCUGCACUUUAUUAUUCACAUCUUCAUCUUCAUUGAUGUUUUUUUUCCUACUCGGUGUGGAAAUGAUUACUGAAGACAGACUGAAGUACUGCUGAUGGAUUACUUGAUGUUUGUUUUUUUUGUUUUGCUUUUUUAAAAUGGCAAUGCACGGAAUUGUCUAAUUUUUCCCAUCUAUUCCAUUCGUAUAAGAGCACACUGACGUGUGUUGUGGGUCAAUACAACAUUCAUAAUUUAAGGACUUUGAUCCAAAUCCAACCCGCUUGUUUAAAAACAUUUUUAAAUCAUUCCAUUCUUGAAAGUUUUUGUACAUAGUAGAUCUUUGUAGAAUAUAUAUUUUUUUGAUUCAGUGGGUCAGCUCACCUGUCCUGGAAUGCACUGUAACAUCCACUCCAUAAUAUACAAUAUUGUCACCAGCAAACCCGUGUAAAAGAUGCGUGCCCACACACACACACUCCCAGAGUAAUGUCUGUUGCAAAUAUCAAAAUUGUAAUUUAUGUAUAGGUCCACACCUCUGUUUGGGCAUUUCAUUUUUAAUGUAACCUUUACCUUAUGGCACAGGUCGGUGGUCUAAACACACGGGAUGAUGUAAAUAUGAAGCACACUACAGCCUUACCCACUCCAAUAUAUGAACUAUUUAAGUUUUAGAUGGUGUGUUUAAGUAGAUAAAUGAAUUAUUAGUGCUGUAGUGCCACACUUUCUUUCUCUGACUUUUUGAUUUGAUAUCCAUGUUGUGGCUUAAUAACAAAAGAAUUUUAUUUCUGUAGUGUUUUCAUUUUAGUGCACAGAGCAUAUUCUAAUGUUUUUAAUAGUAAAAGAUCUGUGUGUAUGAUGCUGAAAUGUCAACCUUUGCUGGGGUGAAAUGUAUACGUUGUAAAGGAUGGUCUUGUUUGAGUGGCUGAAUAAAAGAAAUCAUACGUACAGA